Molecule: messenger RNA, 4678 nt
Organism: Diachasma alloeum
Lineage: Eukaryota; Metazoa; Arthropoda; Insecta; Hymenoptera; Braconidae
Exons: 2
Coding region: 351-3599 (1082 amino acids)
Source: RefSeq, a predicted model, not a curated record
CUGGUGAAGUCUACUCUCGAAAUAUAGAGAAGUGGUGGAUAAUUUAAAUCCGUCGUUUCUUCUGGUUUUUCCUCUUCCCCACGUGCGUGUGUAUGUGUGUCUGUUCGAGGCUCGGGGGAGGUAGAGGUUGCGCAUGGGCCGGUGGAACAGACCCAGUGCAGUGGGUGCAUCUUUGCGCUUGACCAGUUGCAUCAUGGAAGCGAGUCGAGGAAGAAACAAUCCUAAAGGAUCCGCUCCGGUGUAACACUUGUCUCGUAUCCGAGGGAAUUCCUGUCGUCAGUGCAACGAGAUAAUUUUGGAGAAUUUUUUUUUUUUUUGAGAAAAGUGAUCGCUCACUGAGACUCAAGCUGAUGGUAUACCAUCGAUCACUUCACAUAUCGAUCGAUCAAUCAAUCAUGCAAGCUUCCGAGAAGCUUGUCCUAGUCUACUUGGCGGUUCUAUCAGCCUGCGCAAUGGCAUCCGACACCCCUCGCCCCCUCCGGGAGAUCCGCGGGCACUCCAAUGACGCCCCAGUGAGACUCUCCACAAUUCUAACUAACGAAGUCACCAACAAGCCCGACCAAAAAACCACUAGGUUAAUGGGUGGUCACAUGAAGAUCACCACAACUCCCUCAUCCCGAGAGGAGGACGAGGCCCAGUGGGACGACGGCCUCACCCUCUCCUCAGCCGGCAACGGAAAGGAGAACAAAAAGCCCCACGAUGACGACGACGAGAAGAAGACACUCGCCCAACAAGUGAAGGAAGGUAAAUACGGAUUAAUUCAGGACGAGAUCUACCCGAGCAAGUCAAAGCGUCCAGGAAUCCUCAGCUACCUGUCCAACCCAGAAGUCCCGAAGGACACGGCGAAGAACCUCGGAGGUCUCGAUGAGGAUGAAAUUUGGCUGGCCGAGAAUCACGUUCUAGUCCUCCGAGGUGGGAACUUUCCGGAGCAUGAGAAAGAGCAGCCGUCGGGCGAUUUACGCGGCUGGUCACCGAUCGACGACUUCCAGGCGCCCAAGAGGCAGGUCAAGAUUCCGGCAUCGCCGGAAGUUCCACCGCCAUUCCCGGUUCAAUUGAAUGAAGGAGGUCCAGUGACUGUCCUAGGCUCCAACGACACCGACAAGCCCCAAUGGUUCGACGGACUCAUCCCAGCAAACGAGACGCUGUUCUAUUCCGAUCGAAAUGCCACAACCAAGGAGAAUCCCCAGAACGACAGAAAGACAAAAUCAGGCCUCUCACUGGGGGGAAUAGUCGGCCCCUUUUUCCCCUCGUUACCCCCAGGCGCCGUCUUCCUCCCUCCCCCGGGUAACCAGUCAGACUACGACGAGGACGAUCAAUCAAUUUACUACCCACCCCCCUACAGCUUCAAAUACAAUCAAGACAACUCAACUGCUGUUCCCCCAGGCCCCCUAGUCCCCGGCAUAAUCCUUCCCCCGCCGCCAGACUUCUUCUCCCAACUGGAAGAAAAGAAAACGACGAAAUCCCACAUCACAAAGUACCCAAAACGCCCGAGUACAACGGCAAAGCCAGCGACGCAUUUCCACCGGAAAUCAAAUCCGAAGCCUCAUAAGUUCACAUCAAGUUCAAGCCCAUCAUCAACUAAAGAGCCAAGACCAUUUACGAUGAAACCUCUUAACAAAUUCAAGCUGAAAAAUAUCACGAGUUCCUCAACGGAAACCACAAACACACCAAAACAGGUUCUGCCAUUUGUAGAGGUGACAGCAUCAGUUCCUAACAAAGUAAGCCCACUAGAGAUCUCGGAAAUAACCACGGUGAGACCGAUUGUGACGAAUCAGGUUAUCGAGACGAGUACAGAAGACCAGAAUGAGAGGCCCCGUUGGACUGGUUCUGGCCUCAAAUCACCGCCAAUAGUUGCCUACUACGCUUCAUCCCCAUCACCGAUUGAGGAGUCCAUUGAGAUUGCAGCGAAGACAACGAAACCACGAAAGAUUCUGCCGUCAGUUCCAAGUUCAGCGUCUUAUUACUUCUACGAGGAAGCUAGUGACGAUGUGUCUGGUACCACCCCAACACCGGUUUACUUCCAGGAGACGACUCCCGCAAGCAUCGAAGACUAUCCGAGUCCUGAAGCCCGGACGAAGAAACCUUACUACCACGUGGACGUCACCAACUCCCAACGGACACCCCAGCAAUACGACGUGGAAGUGGAAGUAAUCGAACAAGUGGUGAAGACAUCAUCCCCCAGGUACCAAUACACGGAUCCAGCCCCAUCCACCCUCCCAGUCUCCCCAAGGUCCCAAUCCCAGCGGAUGCUGUCAGACUCCCCAAUCUUCUACAAAAACGUCACAGAGCGUCCCAAAUUGAAUCUCCACUCAUUCUUCAUAACCCCACCUCCAAAGAGAUACAAUCAGCCUCAACAACAGAAACCAAAACCAGUUUAUCAGUACAGUUUUGAGGCCGCAGAUUACGCCCAGCGGGGUAGACAGAAGGAGCUGUACAAACCCCUCCAGGAAGUACAACCAGGAAAACAAGUCACGUUUAACGAGUGGCAGGAGGAGAUACAGGACGUGGAUCCCCAGUAUAACGAUUAUAACACCGAGGUUGUUCCCGAGCAGAGAUUACAACCAGAACGGAGUCAUUACAGAACGAGAACCCCGAGUUAUCCCACAACAACGAUUAGAUCAAAUGUCGUUGAUACGACGCCAAAUCCACAGCACGCUUAUUACACUAAGCAGGAGGAGAGGCUGUUGGACGACGUUACCAGGGAGUAUUUCACUAAUUUCGGGAGGAAGAUCAACAGAGAUAGAUUAAAGUCAACGACACCAAUUUACGGUAAGAGCAGUGUCACGGAGAGGCCGAAUUACUCGACUGUCAAUUCGUUCUCUACGAAUUCGUUUGAUGAAAGACAGAAGACUUACAGUAAGCCUAGGGUUGAGGUGCAUUAUGGUGACCAAACACACAGGCCAUUCUCUUUGGAGGGGGACACGAGGGUCAAUUACCAGGAGCCCCUGCCCCCCAUGAAUCCUGACGCCGAGUUUUUGCCCGGAUAUGGCCCCAAAAAGGGCAACGAUAGGGAACAGGUGAUCGAGAGGUUCAAGCCUGCGGAACCCAUCAGGCCGUACAUCCCGGUGGAUGAGUUCAGCGAAGAAAUUCGGGAGCCUGCUGGACCCACUGUUAAUUAUCGGUACACUAGCCCAACCAUCAAUCCUGACGCCGAGUUUUCAUCUGAAUAUAGCCCCAAAGAGGACAACGAGUGGGAACAGGUGAUCGAGAGGUUCAAGGUCUCGAAACCCAUCCGGCAAUACAUCCCCGUGGAUGAGUACAGCGAACAAAUUCGAGAGCCUGCUGGACCCACUCGCUUCGUUCCUUUGGACGAGAAGAGGGAGGGACAGAGAGAGUUUCCAGCCAGACCAGUAUCACUCAGUGGUGACAUUGCUGUUAAUUAUCGAGAUCCUAGGCCACCCAUCAAUCCCAACGCCGAGUUCAUUGAUCCGGUGAACAAUGAACAGCCGAGCCAGGGUAAACCGAGCUCUUAUUUUUCGUAUAGAUUACCUGGUGAUGGCGGUCAUUUUUACUUUCUGACGCCGCACGCUAUUUCACAGAGACAGGGGGGCAAUUCAUUUGCUUCCGCGAGGCAGAGACGAGGGCCUAGAAAUGUUUGAGAAUUGUAGGUUUUGGUUUCUUAUGAAAAUUUUGAGAAAAUCAGUCAGUUGAGGAGUGGAGAAACGAGAUGAGUCAACUUCAAGUCCAGUUGUUGGUAAAAAAUAGAUUAUUCAUUUUGGGUUUUGAAAUUUUUUAAGAGUUAUCUUGUUUCAUCAUUUUUCCACUGAUUUUUGAAAGAAAAAAAAUUCUCUAGGUGUUUUUUAACUGUCAAGGUAAGAGCUAAACUCGACUGACAGGGAAGACAUGCCAUACUAUGGUUUUUUCAACGAAUUUCAUAUUAAUCUGUGUCAUACGCGACUGCUGUAUCAGCAAAUUGCUCUGGAUUAUGUUUCGUCACUUUAUUUGUAUUUAUUCAUGUAAAUAUGACCUAAUUUAAUUAUCAAUUACCGAUUGAUUAAUUACUAGUGAAUAAAGGAAACAUUUUGUGUUGAAGUAUACCCAUUGUCUCCUGUGUGUUUGUAUCGUCUGUGAUUAAUGAUUUUUUAUUAGAUUUUACGUUUAUUAUACGAGGCACACAUGUGACGCAACUGUAGGGGUGAAACUAUUUAUAUCCCACUAUGGUGUUAUUUCAUAAUUAAUUGAAUCUGUCCUGUUUUUUGCUUCCGAAUGGAAAUGAAUGUAAUCGAUGGAUUUUGUGAUUCUCUAAUUUUACCUGGACACGACUUAGAAUGUCAUGAAAUGUCGAGAUAUGAUGUUUUUAGAAAAUCCCUGUAUGUACGUCCGUCUGUGCGCGCAAAAUUGUAGGAUUUUUUCGUAUAAAUAAAUCUUCAAAAAAAAAGGAUUAAAAAUCUUAAAUUGUGGCCUAUAAUUGACAUUGUCAAAUAUCUCAAAGACUUUUCAUCCGAUUUCAAUUUUUCGUUUUAAAAAAUAUUCGUCUCGAUGUCUGUCAUCUAGUUAUUUUUAAAAUAUACACCCGUCCAUUCAAAGUUUACGAAAUGUUGCCGUUUUCCAUUUUUUUUUUAAUUUGAGAGGCUCGAACUCCUGCUUGUUUUCUCUGCGUUAUUGAGUAUAAGUAGAGUUAAGUCGAUGUAAGACUCAAUGUCCUGAAUGAAUAAACACAUAUUUACUCGGAAAUAAA